CACGUUAACAUCAUUGUAACUUCACAACAAAGUCAGAAGAACACAUAACACGACCACCACCAAAUUGUAUUCCAACAAAGUUUAUAAACAAAACAAUAUAGAAUUACAUUAAAACAUUUGGUGGGUUAUCAUUUUCAUAGUAUAUAUACGCAAUAUGAAUAUAAGUAAUGUAAAAGGAAAGGCUUGGUAGAAAAUGAGAGAUAGAAUGGAGAGACUUGUGGUGCUUCCUUUCUCCGUCGGAUGUAUCUCCGACUCAAGCGUCGACGUUUUAUCUCCUCUCUCUAAGCAUCACCACCAUUCUCCUCAAGGGAUUCGUGACCAAGAGGAGGAAGAAAACAUGAAGAAUGUAUUCAAGUUCCUAGCGGUAUCUAAACCGGAGAUAUCUACGGCUUACAAAGAAGAAGAAGAGAGUGAAGAAGGAGAGACAUCAGGACUAAUGGAGAUAGGAGCACCGACAAACGUAAAACAUGUAUCGCACAUUGGUUGGGAAAGCAGUAGAGAAUGGAAAGAUCUCAUACCGCCGGAGUUGCUCGCAGCCGCCGCUGCAAAAGAAGAUGCCGCCGCCGGAGUUGCUCAUCUUCAACCAACUUUAUAAUUCACUUCCUCUAUUUAAAUUUAUUUUAUGUUUUGUACACGAAUCUAGACAUACUUUGAUACAUAUGGCCAAUAUGGGGGAUAUCUGAUCUAUAAAUAUAAUGUAUGAUAUGCCGUAUAUAUAUUGGAGUGUAUAGUGGUUAUAUAUAAUAUCUAAAUGUGUUUGUAUGUAAAUAGUAAGAAAUGGAUAUGAUAUAUAUGCGCAAACUGUUAUAAAAUAAUUUUAAUGUUUUAGAAUA
Brassica napus (rape) is the source of this 833-nucleotide messenger RNA. RefSeq names its product CRIB domain-containing protein RIC4. Lineage: Eukaryota; Viridiplantae; Streptophyta; Magnoliopsida; Brassicales; Brassicaceae. Bases 194 to 595 code for a protein of 133 amino acids. The record is from RefSeq and is a predicted model, not a curated record. The transcript is spliced from 3 exons.